AUGGAGAAGAUCAAGAGCGUCCUUCACGGACACAAGAAGGAUGACACGGUUGCCCACGAUGCGCCUACAUCCUCUUCCACUGCUGAGGGCCAGGAACACCCAAUCUACGACAGCCAUACAUCCGAGCGCAAGGCACGGAAUAACACUCCAGGAGAGCCAAUGUACAAUAUAAAGACAACCAGUGGCGCUCCAUACACAGACUUGGCUCACGGAAGCGGCUCAGCAGGCCUUCACGGAAGUGGUGCGCAUGGAACACCCACACAUGUUGGUACCGAUGGUCCUAUUGGGACGACGGCAGCUGCGACCGGAGCUCAUGACCCAAUUCGGACGCAAGAUUACUCCAACACCUCGCAGCCUAUCCAAAGCGGAACCGCGACUGCUGGAGGAGCUCAACGUCCCGAUGCCUACCCCCAUGGUCACACCGCAGACCCGAGCGUCGCGAGCAUCAAGAGCGGCGUCAUUGGAUUUGGUCCGGGAGCCAACCAGGGACAUGCUGCCAUGUCGACACACAACCCCACUCAGGAGUAUCUGGGUCAAGACCAAGUAGUUGGAGGCGGAGAUCAUGGAACUGCCGGAAUGACCAAGGGAGCAGGAAUGACCGAAGGAACAGGCGUUAACCCAGGCCAGACAUAUCCUCAAUCCAGUGCCAUCGGUGGUGACUCAAUAGGCGCUACUCCUGCCUACGCGAGAGAAACCCAACCAUAUGAGAACACUCUGCGACAAGAGAGCUACACCGCUGAUACUGAUCGAUCGUUCCCUCUCGCUGGCGGUGUCAUCUCAAAACCUCACCAAGAUCCGACAUCCACGCAAUACCCGACUGGGCACACCUCCCCUCUCCAGAACAAAGGUAUCAGCGAACUCGACUCUGGCACAACAGAGAGGGCAGUCGGUGUUCAUGACAGCCCCUCUCACGACAGUUAUGGAAGGGAAGGGCUGGCUGGAGCAGCCGCCGCCGCUACUGCCAUUGGCGCUUCUCAGGCACACUCACAGCCAGAGAGGCAGCCAGAGGCACAGGGUGCUCGGAACCGAGGUCUCCAUACUCGCCAGCUUUCAUAUAGACAUGUUGCACCGGGUGACACCACGGGAACUCCUCAGACAGGCAAUGUUUCGAGCCAGAUGACGUCUAGUCACCAUCCCGAAGCUUUGGCAGCUGCAACUGCGGCGGCCACCACUGCAGCCGCUUCGAAUCCUUCCGCUCUUCCCGCAUCUACCCAGGGGAAUGAGGACGGAGCCCGGGAUGUCAACGCGGCAGAAGCUCUUCAGCCUAUCGCUGGAGCUCCGAUGACUGGAAUGUCGAGCACUGGUGACCGCCCAGUAAAUCCCCGACUUGAGUCACAUAGGCAUAUUCCUGGCGAAUACAUUGCUACACCCAGCGACGAGAAGACUUUCCUCAACUACGCCCCUGUUAUUCAAUCCUCCUCCACAGACACAAGCGCACCAAUUGCGGCCGCGGAGCCUACGUCUACAUUGGACCCAUCUCACGUCCAGCCUUCGAGCAUCGACCCCACAUCUACAAGCGAAUCUCAUGAGCUGAGACACACCGGGACACUAGGAGAGCCUCAGUCAAAGUCCGCAGAUGAUCACCACUACGCUCGCGAUGCUGCCAUUGUUGGAGGACUCGGUGCUGGCGCAGCGGGCUUAGGUGCGCAUGCAGCUUCGAAGACCCACGACACCCAGGACGUUGCUGGUAGCCAGCCGUUGUACGAAGAGUCUAGCCCGUACAGUAGCAAAAUGCUCGACCCUCGUGUUUUAGGCGCUUCUAAGCCAGAGGAACAGAGAUUCGAUGAGCAGAGGUUCGAUCCACUGGCCAAAACUGAGACGGCUCCUACCAGUGGUUCAGCUGUUUCUGGCCCUCCUAUCUCACACAACCCGUCCGAGACUACAGACUCACAGCAUAAUUACGGCCGUGAUGCUGCAGUAUUAAGUACAGGUGCUGUAGGAGCCGCUGGAAUGCACCACAUCCUUCAGCAGAAUGAUACUCCUACCACUACUACCUCUGCGAUUCCCGAAAACUCAUCUUACGCUUCUGCCACAGGAUCGAAUGUUGCUGCCCCUCAGCCAACCUCAAACUUCUCUAAGCCGCUCACCACUGCGAGUACCUCUGCCUCUCAACCCGUUGCGAAUGAUCACUUCUACGGUGCCACAGGAGCCCCUGCACCAAUUCCAGAUACGAGUUCACAACAACCAUCAAGUGGUCUAUGUCAGACAUCUACCGCCAGCGCAGUUCCUGAAAGACAUCCUGAGCAUCACUACGGUCGCGAUGCUGGCCUCGCCGGAGCUGGCGCUGCUGCUGCCGGUGGUCUUUAUGCUGCAAACCGUGACAACACCGACAGCGGCCCAGCUUCAAGCACUAUCGGACCUCACUCCAGCAACGCUGCUAACAUCGUGGAUCCUAGGGUUCAGCCAGAGCCAAGCAAACAGAUACACCACAACGUUGGACCAACAGCUGAGGACCCUGCUUCGCGCACGAUCGGCCCUCACAGUAGCAACAUUGCCAAUAUUGUCGACCCAAGAGUUAAGCCUGAUCCAUCCAAGCAAAAGGAGCACACUACAGUUGGACCGCAUCAGUCAGACACGUUGAACCGCCUGGACCCCAAGGUUGACGAGAAAGCUGGCCAGCAGAGUGAGCAUCACUAUGGUCGGGAUGCUGCGUUGGUUGGAGGUGCAGGCGCCGCCGGUUACGGUGCAUACCAAGCUGGCAAUGCGUACGGCGAUCACAAGAUGACACAGCCUGAAGCAUACGAAGCUGGCACUGCGUAUGGUAACCAUAGUAUGACACAGCGAGCACAAGACGCUAUCAAUGCGUACGGCGACCACAAGAUGACUCAGCCUGCCGCUUCCAUGCCAGACCAGAGAUACGAUCCCACGGCUGCCGGCGCACGAGCGACCAACCCAGUUUCUCCAACAAGUCAAUACAACUACAACGACCCCACUACGCAAAGCAAUGUCAACCGCACUGACCCCAACGACCACAUCAACAGGAAUGCUGCGCUUGGAGGAGCAGGUCUUGCAGCUGCUGGAUUGGGAGCAGGAGCUUACGCAGCAUCCAAGCAUGACGACAACACUACUCAACUUCCACUUCGACAGAAGCAAGAUCUUACUUCGUCUGGUCAAACCGCGUACCCAACGCAAGGUAUGGCACAGUCUUCCUAUCCCAUGCACGAGACUACCACAGGCGCAUCGUACCCAACCUCAGGUACCAUCGCACCACACAACACGCAUACCCAGGAAAUGUCAUCUCAACCCUGGGGACCUGGCGCAGUUCCCGUGAACGAUAGCCACGACAAGCGUAACGCCGCUCUUAUCGGUGGCGCCGCAGGUGCAGCGGGCCUAGGUGGUGCAGCUUACAUCAACUCUCAGAACCAAGACGAACGCGAAGCGGAAGAGCGUCUGAAGAAGAUUGCACAUGAUCGCGAGAAGGAGCAGCAUAGACUCGACAAAGAACAGCACAAGCAUGACAAAGAAGUGCACAAACACGACAAGGCCGUCGCAGCACACGAGAAAGACGAGCAUCGUCUGGCUAAGGAACACGAAAAGGAGCAAGCGCGUCUGGUCAAGGAGCAACAUCACCGUGAGAAGGAGCUUGAGAAGGAGAACGAAGGCGAGGAGAAGAAGAAGCACGGCCUUCUUGGAUUCCUGCACCGUGAUAAGUCCAAGAAAGAAAAGUCGACUGCUAGUCCUGAGUCCUCACCGCGCCAGUCUCGCGACUACAGUCCUAGACACUCCAGAGAUUAUGGCGAUGAUCAUCCCGACUCACCACGCUGGAAGGGCAAGCACCUUCUUCACAAGGACCCACCGAAGGGCCACCCCGCCCGUGAAGCUAUGGAGCACCAGCAGAUGACCGAAUCGACUGGUUCGGUAGGAAAGAGGGAGCACAUGGGUGUUGAUGGUCCCAUUGGCAACCCAACCAUGAUCUCGGGUGAUCGCGAAACUCAGCAUGGCGUCUACGGUGCGCAUCCCAUCUCGGAUCUAGAACGCGACAACACGGUCACUGAGCCACACACUGGUCUGCCCAUGAACACCGGGCGCUUCGGCACCGGUGCUGGCGGAACUGACGGUAACCCUGCCAUUCAUGGUGUCCACGAACAUUCUGGUCCGGCACCGGGUCAGAGCACUACGGAUUGGGAGGCCAUCAGGAAGGGCAACACACCAUACUGA
Messenger RNA from Alternaria ventricosa, 4158 nucleotides. RefSeq lists its product as uncharacterized. Lineage: Eukaryota; Fungi; Ascomycota; Dothideomycetes; Pleosporales; Pleosporaceae. The coding region runs from base 1 to 4158 and encodes 1385 amino acids. The transcript is spliced from 4 exons. The record is from RefSeq and is a predicted model, not a curated record.